UCCUGCCUCGUGAGAGCGCUGACAGUGCGCUCCCCGGUGCGAUCGUCAUGGCCUCUUACACCGCUUACAGCGGAUACACUAAGCCGCCGCUGUCGUACGCCGGCUCCUACUACAACUACGACGAGAAGGCGCCACAGUCCUACACGGAGUACCAGGACUCGGUGUACGAGGAGAAAAAGAAAAUUGAAAAGCGGAAGAAGAAGUACGCUAUCUGCUGCGAGGUGGUGGCGCUCAUCAUCGGCUUCAUCGGACUCAUCGGCGUGGCGGCUGUGACAGGUCUUCCCAUGUGGAGAGUGACGGCCUUCAUCGAGGAGAACAUCAUCGUCAUGGAGACACGUUGGGAAGGCCUGUGGAUGAACUGCUACCGCCAGGCUAACAUCAGGAUGCAGUGUAAGGUCUACGACUCCCUUCUGUUUCUGCCGCCCGACCUCCAAGCGGCCCGCGGCCUCAUGUGUAGCUCGGUGGCUUUGACCGUCUUCGCCCUCGUCGUCUCGGCCGUGGGGAUGAAGUGCACCAAAGUGGUGGACCACCGCGCUCGUACCAAGCACAUCGUUCUGGUGGCUGGGGGCGCCCUCUUCCUCUUGGCCUGCAUCACCACGCUGAUUCCCGUGUCCUGGACGGGCCACGUCAUCAUCAGGGAGUUUUACAACCCUUUGCUAAUCGACGCCCAGCGACGAGAGCUCGGCGAAGCCCUCUACAUCGGCUGGGUGACCUCGGCCUUGCUUUUCUCAGCCGGGGUGAUCCUGCUGUGCCGCCACGCCCCACGCACCCAGGAGCCCGACCAGAGGAUCAUAUACAACCCCGGCUCAUACGCCUACCAGCCCGGCUCCACGUACCAACCGUACACUUACCAACCCUACCAGCCCCCGUACACCUCCCAGCCUGCCUACUCCGCACCCCCAACAGGGUCUGUAGCCUACACCCCGGUUCAGUACUAGAGAAGGAGACUGCACAAUGGCCUUUUUGGCACAAGCAUCUGUGCAUGUGCAUACCAUGAUGACUGCGCUUUAACGCCAUAACGCCGGGUCUUUCAGAGAACAUACACUACCACCACAUGAUUUCUCUCUGAAUUUGAAAUGUACAUACUUUUUUCCACUGGGCCAUGACCGUGGUCAAUAAAUGGAGGCAGAGGAGGGGGAAAAAA
Messenger RNA from Doryrhamphus excisus (bluestripe pipefish), 1144 nucleotides. Its product is annotated as claudin-8-like. The record is from RefSeq and is a predicted model, not a curated record. Gene Ontology annotation, molecular function: structural molecule activity. Gene Ontology annotation, cellular component: membrane; bicellular tight junction. Lineage: Eukaryota; Metazoa; Chordata; Actinopteri; Syngnathiformes; Syngnathidae.